AUGACGACAACAGACGCUACGAUAACGACAGAAGCGAAGCAGGACCCCGUGUUUCUCCUGAAUGGAGAUGGACCCUACGUCAUGCCCCAGAAGUACAUCUUCAGCAAGGCGCACCUCGAGGCAUUCACGCGGAGCAAGACGCACGACGCGAUUCUCGGCUUCAUCGACGAGCUUAAUGACACGGUCGUGGGCGUCAAGCUCUCCGAGGCAGGAGAGCCUUCAGAGAUUCUGGACGACGUGCUCGAGGCAGCGAAGGCGACGCCGCCAGUAGACAACAAGCUGUCCCGAUUCGGCAACCCAGCCUUCAAGACGUUCUACGACAAGGUCACCGCGAGCUCGGAGAAAUGGCACAGCACGAUUCCGGGCCUGAAGCCCGAGGCCGUGUGCGAGGUGCAGGCGUACUUCACCGAGAGCUUUGGCAACCGUGAGCGCGUCGACUAUGGAUCCGGACACGAGCUGAACUUUCUCUGCUGGCUGCUUGUCCUGACCCGUCUCGGCGUGUUCACGCAGAGCGACUAUCGCUUCCUCGUCCUCGGGGUGUUCUGGCGAUACAUCCUCGUCAUGCGAUACCUCCAGAGCACGUACUGGCUCGAGCCGGCUGGGUCGCACGGUGUCUGGGGUCUCGACGACUAUCAGUUCCUCCCCUUCCUCUGGGGCGCGGGGCAGAUCAAGAGCCAUAAGCACAUGCGGCCGAAGGCGAUCCACGACGCCGAGCUCCUCGAGGCCUUCUCUCCGGAGUACAUGUACCUCUCGUGCAUCGCGUUUAUCAACUCGAUCAAGACGCACAGCCUGCGGUGGCAUUCGCCGAUGCUCGACGACAUCUCCGCCGUCAAGACAUGGGACAAGGUGAACAGCGGGAUGCGCAAGAUGUAUGCGGCCGAGGUGCUCUCCAAGCUGCCCGUGAUGCAGCACGCGCUGUUCGGGAGCAUCCUCUCCUUCCCGACGCCAGAGGAGGAUCCGGAGCUCGCGAAAGCCAUCGCGGACCAGGGCGAGGUGCAGCUCGACGCGCACGGCCAUGUGCACGAGAAGGGCUGGGCGAUGGACUGUUGUGGAAUCGCCGUGCCCAGCGCCUUUGCCGAGGCGGCCGCCGUCAAGGGAGGCGCGGCGCAGGUCCAGCCCCCGCCGUUCACGGCUAGACCGGGGAUCAAGCCGAUUCCGUUCGACUAG
Molecule: messenger RNA, 1167 nt
Organism: Trichosporon asahii var. asahii CBS 2479
Lineage: Eukaryota; Fungi; Basidiomycota; Tremellomycetes; Trichosporonales; Trichosporonaceae
Product: phosphotyrosyl phosphatase activator
Exons: 3
Coding region: 1-1167 (388 amino acids)
Biological process (GO): mitotic spindle organization
Cellular component (GO): cytoplasm; nucleus; protein phosphatase type 2A complex
Molecular function (GO): protein tyrosine phosphatase activator activity; peptidyl-prolyl cis-trans isomerase activity
Source: RefSeq, a predicted model, not a curated record